Messenger RNA from Pseudomassariella vexata, 974 nucleotides. RefSeq lists its product as uncharacterized. The transcript has 3 exons. Bases 1 to 762 code for a protein of 253 amino acids. The record is from RefSeq and is a predicted model, not a curated record. Lineage: Eukaryota; Fungi; Ascomycota; Sordariomycetes; Amphisphaeriales; Pseudomassariaceae.
AUGGCCGAGGUACCAGAUCGCCUCAAUGAAACUCUUCGCCUAUCGAUACGCCGCCACACCUACGAAUCCGUGAAAGUAUUGGCUCUCUAUUGGAAGGACGGGCAUCGAGGCUAUCAGAAUGAGGGGAGAGAGGUCACGAAUAUGUUCACGAACGAAUUUCAAUAUCCCGCCGAGCAAUUUGCCAUUCCAUCAUCAAACGCUUCGCAACAUCGGGAUUGCAGCGGAAGAGAAGAACGCGGCAUCGCUCUUGAUUCUUAUUACGGUGGUCAUGUCGAUAAAAACGAUGAUAAGCACGAACGUCAAGAGAGAAGAUCAUCAGUUUGGGCGGGACAUAGUACAGGAGAACCCACACCUCAAUGGUUCCGGAUCCAAGAUCAACUAGAUGAUCUCAAGGUAUCCAAUACUGAUGUCUUUCUCUUGUUGGAUUGUCGUUUUGCUGCCCAAGCUGCCAGAGCACACGAAGCCCUUGGAGGUCGGUUUGAGAUUCUAGCAGCCUCCACCAGGGGCAUGGAGACGCCGUCACCCGGAGACACUUCAUUCACGACUAUUCUUCUCAGUGAGAUUCGCAAAACACUUAAUAACGAAGACCUGAUCGAUGUAAAAGACCUUCAUGGGCGUAUUUGUAAUCCCAGGUCUCAUCUCUGGGCGACCCCGGUGCACAUAAGUCUCAGAGCUGGUCAGCGACCAAUAAGACUGCAGCCCCUUGCGCAGACUUCUCGUUCAGAGCUUAUUAGGAAAUACGUUGAUGCAGACGACAAAUAAUUCCUCCAUCUUUUGAUCGAAAUUGACGGCGAACUCAGCGCCUUCCAUGAGGAUGAAAUUGCAAGAUGGUUAGGCGCGGACACGCCACAAAUUGUAUCAAAGCUAGUCUUCCAAACAACUGCUCAUAUCAGCGCCGCAGUACAGAAAAUGGAGGGGGGGACGGAAAGCAUCUCACGCCGCCUCGAUAACGAUUCUAAGGAAGAGAUAACGAC